AUGUCUAAACACAGAAAGUUUCCUGAAAUCACCAAAUCAGAUUCUCAUCUUUCUCAAGAGUACUUCAAGUUUAAGCCAAAACGCCAAAUGGCGCCCCUCCAAAAUCAGCCUGCACCAAUAAUAAUUAAGCCAAGCAUAAAUCAUUCCUCUCAUCAUACAAAACAGUCAAGUUUUCUUAGUGAUUCUCCUUACGCCCGUAGUAAGUCUUUAACCAAAAUUCGUUCAUCAUCAGCUAUCAAAUUAAAUGAUAAAAGCCCUAUAAAGUUACGUUCAAUUUCCCCAGAAAUGAAAAAGAAUGCUUCAAACUCACGAAUUCAACUAAAACUAAAAAAUAGGAGAGAAAUCUCUACAAUAACUUUGUCAAAGCAGUCCAAUAAUUAUAUAGAUUCCAUAAAAAAACGCUCCAAGUCACGAACUCCAGCAGGAAUCAAUUUAUCGUUCAGCAAUUCAUUUACUGCACCUACACAAGAUUCCCAAAGAAUUUUGAACCAGUCUAAUAAUGAUGCUGAAAACUUGGAAACUAAAUUAUUGGCGAAGUUAAAAGAAAUCACAAAAAAUGAGGAAGAUUCAAUUAUGGAUAACGAUAAAUUUAAUGUUUAUCGCAAAAUAUUUGUUGAAGUAAUUGAAAAGGAUAAAACUUAUGGGUCUUUACUAGCAAAAAUCAAAAAUGCGUAUGAAGAGUGAAUAUCAAUAGAAAAAACUGACUCUCCCUCCCUCCCUCUAUCAAGAAAUUUAAUUUUUUUUUCGAAAUUAAAACAAUCCUAAUUCACAAAAAAAUGAAGAGCAAAUAUUUAUUUAAUUUGUAAAAUUUAUGUUUUAAUUAAAUAGAAUUAGCAAGAGAUUUCAUUAUAUUAAUUAUCACUUAUAUAUCAAAAUAUUUUUUUCGCUCACGGAGGAUGGGUUUUCGAGCAAAAAUAGGGAUUUUUCCAAUCAUUUGUCCUUCAUGGAGGGGGAGUCAGGAAAAUAACUUGAGCUUGAAGCAAGAAGCAAAUGAUCUUAAUGAGAAGAUUAAAGAGUUGCUAGAAGAUAGAAAACUCAUAUAUAGAAAAAUAGAAAAAUUGGCAAAAGAAAAUAUUGAAUUAAGCAGAUCAUUAGAAGAAAGCGAGGCUGGGUAUGCAGAAUUGCAUGAUAAAUUGCUAUUAAUUUCUAAAACCAAAAUAGAUGAUAUUCCAAAAGAUGAAAACUCCUGGAAGUAUGUGGUAGCUGAAAAUAAAAUUUUAGCAGAUUUAUGCAAGCAAAUGAAAGAUGAGCUAAAGAAAUUUAGAUCAAAAGAAAAAAAACUACUGAAACUCAUUAUAGCAUUGAAAAAUAGAGGAUAUGAUUAAUUAUAUUGAAUAUAGGCUCAGUGAAAAUACAAUAGAAAAAUACGUAAUGCUUAAAUUUAGUACUUAUUGAGUAAAAAUGGCAUAUCCUGUAGAGGAAGUCUAUGAAACUGAAAUCUUAAAAAGAAAAAGUGUGCAAGAAGAAAAACCACACGAUAGGGAAAGUGGCGAAACUGAUGGAGAGCUGCUUGUAUCAGGACCUUCUCGGAAAGUAGAAAAGCCAAGUUUUAUACCAAUUUUGGAAUUGAGUAAUAUAAAGCAUUACAUUUCAUCAUCUGAGAGCUCAGAUAAUUCUGAUGCAGAAAGUGAAAGUGAGUCAUAA
Molecule: messenger RNA, 1644 nt
Organism: Blepharisma stoltei
Lineage: Eukaryota; Ciliophora; Heterotrichea; Heterotrichida; Blepharismidae
Source: the annotation of a GenBank genome assembly